Molecule: messenger RNA, 1398 nt
Organism: Exserohilum turcica Et28A
Lineage: Eukaryota; Fungi; Ascomycota; Dothideomycetes; Pleosporales; Pleosporaceae
Exons: 2
Coding region: 41-1072 (343 amino acids)
Biological process (GO): iron-sulfur cluster assembly
Cellular component (GO): cytosol
Molecular function (GO): ATP binding; ATP-dependent FeS chaperone activity; 4 iron, 4 sulfur cluster binding
Source: RefSeq, a predicted model, not a curated record
GACUCUACAACCACGUAAGCACUCACAACCCACAAUAGCCAUGGCGCCGUCACUCGAAGAGCCCGUCCAGGUGGAUUUCGAGGCGCCCCUCAAAGCAGCGCCCAAGCUCGUUGCGCCCGAGCCCGAACACUGUCCUGGACCCGAAUCAGCCACAGCUGGUACAGCAGACUCGUGUGCAGGAUGCCCGAAUCAAGCCAUAUGCGCAUCAGCGCCCAAAGGCCCCGACCCCGACAUUCCGCUCAUAACGGCGCGACUCUCGUCGGUCAAACACAAGAUACUCGUCUUGUCUGGCAAAGGGGGUGUGGGGAAAUCGACGUUUAGCACGAUGCUUUCGCACGGGUUUGCAGCGAAUCCCCAAUCGACAGUCGGCCUCAUGGACACGGACAUCUGCGGACCCAGCAUCCCAAAGAUGAUGGGGGUAGAGGAAGAGACGAUUCACGUUAGCGGAGAAGGUUGGGAGCCGGUAUGGGUGAGCGAGAAUCUUGGGGUGAUGAGUGUGCAGUUUAUGCUGCCGAACCGUGAUGAUGCGGUUAUCUGGCGGGGUGCAAAGAAAAAUGGGCUGAUUAAAAAGUUCCUGAUGGACGUGACGUGGGGUGAGCUGGACUUUUUGAUUGUCGACACGCCACCAGGCACGUCGGACGAACAUCUGUCGGUGAACUCGUUCCUCAAAGCUUCGGGCGUGGACGGCGCGGUGCUGGUAUCGACACCGCAGGAGGUGUCGCUUCUUGACGUCAGAAAAGAGAUUGAUUUUUGCAGGAAAGCGGGGAUACGGAUUCUAGGGAUUGUGGAAAACAUGAGUGGAUUCGUGUGUCCAGGAUGCAAACACGAGAGCCAGAUUUUCAGGGCGAGUACAGGUGGUGCGGCGAGAUUGGCAAAGGAUGAGAAUAUACCGUUCUUGGGCGCGGUGCCGCUGGACCCAAGAAUCGGCAUGGCGUGUGACUUUGGCGAGAGCUUCUUGACGGCAUAUCCAGACAGCCCGGCAUGUGGUGCGAUUCAAGAGGUGGUGCGGAGAGUAGCAGAGGAAAUAGGGUUGAGCCGGGACGAGGUGCUACCUGUGGACGAAGAAGCGUGAGCUAGUGAGCAGAUGCAUGGCACAGGCGUUAUUCAUGGUUAUUAUUCUUUAUCCAACUUCAGCGAGCAGAUACCACGAAUAGGAGUGUACCAACACAGCAGGACUUGAUUGAUGGAUUGGUUUGUAUCGACGCAUUCGGACCGCCAGCCAUUGAAGCCGGGUCGUGUGCGGGAGUGGCUUACGAGAGCGCUGGACGCAAGCGUGGUUGAUCGGCAUUUGCAUUGGGCAGCGGCCGUAUGAUGAUAGCCUGUGGGCGGGUAUCACUUUUUGUGCGGGAACACAGGGGCAAUGUAUGUGCAUGUGCGUAUGUACGCAUGCAGUCUUCC